UGGUGACCCUCGGGGCUCCGGGGCUACGCGGGGGCUGCCCGGCUCCGCCCUCCGAGCGGCUGUAAGUAGGCCCGAGCGCUGUGCUGCGCGCCGGGCUGCAGGGAGCCCCUUUGGGCUCAUCCCGUCUCCUGCCUUCGCGCCUCCGCCUCAUCUCCCUUCAAGCUUUGGCAGGACCUCUCUCUCCUCUGCUUUCUUCCGAGGUCCCCACUGACUUGUCACUCUGGUCAGUUUUCAUUGCCCUUUGGGAAUUUCCAUGCUUCACCAUGUUGAGAGCUAAGAAUCAGCUUUUUCCUUUCUCACUCCAUUACCUGAAGCAGCUAAAAGAUUCAUCAGCCUCCAGGUUCACAUGGCAACGGCUUCUACAUCAGCAGCAACCCCUUCACCCAGAAUGGGCUGUGCUGGCCAAAAAACAGCUGAAAGGCAAAAACCCAGAAGACUUAAUAUGGCACACCCCAGAAGGGAUCUCUAUAAAGCCCUUGUAUUCCAAGGCAGAUACAAAGGACUUACCUGAGGAACUUCCAGGAGUGAAGCCAUUCACACGCGGACCGUAUCCCACCAUGUAUACUUACAGACCCUGGACCAUCCGCCAGUAUGCAGGCUUUAGUACUGUGGAAGAAAGCAAUAAAUUCUAUAAGGACAAUAUUAAGGCUGGUCAGCAGGGGUUGUCCGUCGCCUUUGAUUUGGCUACACAUCGUGGCUAUGACUCAGACAACCCUCGAGUUCGUGGUGAUGUUGGAAUGGCGGGAGUUGCCAUCGACACUGUGGAAGACACCAAAAUUCUAUUUGAUGGGAUUCCUUUAGAAAAAAUGUCAGUUUCUAUGACAAUGAAUGGAGCAGUUAUUCCAGUGCUUGCAAAUUUUAUAGUAACUGGGGAAGAGCAAGGUGUGCCCAAAGAGAAGCUUACUGGCACUAUUCAAAAUGAUAUAUUAAAGGAAUUUAUGGUCAGAAAUACUUACAUUUUUCCUCCAGAACCAUCCAUGAAAAUUAUUGCUGAUAUCUUCCAGUAUACAGCACAGCACAUGCCAAAAUUUAAUUCCAUUUCGAUCAGCGGGUACCACAUGCAGGAGGCAGGAGCUGACGCCAUUCUGGAGCUGGCCUACACCAUUGCAGAUGGGUUGGAGUACUGCAGAACUGGACUUCAAGCUGGCCUAACAAUUGAUGAAUUUGCACCAAGGUUGUCAUUCUUUUGGGGGAUUGGGAUGAACUUCUAUAUGGAGAUAGCAAAGAUGCGAGCUGGGAGAAGACUGUGGGCUCACUUAAUAGAAAAAAUGUUUCAGCCCAAAAACUCCAAGUCUCUUCUUCUAAGAGCACACUGCCAGACAUCAGGAUGGUCCCUCACUGAGCAGGAUCCUUACAACAACAUCGUCCGUACUGCAAUAGAAGCAAUGGCAGCCGUGUUUGGAGGGACUCAAUCUUUGCACACAAAUUCUUUUGAUGAGGCUUUAGGCUUGCCAACUGUAAAAAGUGCUCGGAUUGCCCGAAACACACAAAUCAUCAUUCAGGAAGAAUCUGGGAUCCCCAAAGUGGCUGAUCCUUGGGGAGGGUCCUAUAUGAUGGAAUCUCUCACAAAUGAUGUGUAUGAAGCCGCUCUCAAGCUCAUAAAUGAAGUUGAAGAAAUGGGUGGAAUGGCCAAGGCUGUGGCUGAGGGGAUUCCUAAACUUCGAAUUGAAGAAUGUGCUGCCCGGAGACAAGCUAGAAUUGAUUCUGGCUCUGAAGUAAUUGUUGGCGUAAAUAAGUACCAGUUGGAGAAAGAAGAGUCUGUGGAAGUUCUGGCAAUCGAUAAUACCUCAGUGCGUAAGAAGCAAAUUGAAAAACUUAAGAAGAUCAAAUCCAGCAGGGAUCAAGCUUUGGCGGAGCAGUCUCUCGCUGCACUCACCCAGUGCGCUGCCAGCAACGAUGGCAAUAUUUUGGCUCUUGCAGUGGAUGCAGCUCGUGCAAGAUGUACAGUUGGAGAAAUCACAGAUGCCAUGAAGAAGGUAUUUGGUGAACACAAAGCUAACGAUCGCAUGGUGAGUGGAGCGUAUCGCCAGGAAUUUGGAGAAAGUCAAGAGAUAACUUCUGCUAUCGAGAGAGUUAAUAAAUUCAUGGACCGUGAAGGUCGGAGACCUCGUCUUCUUGUGGCAAAAAUGGGACAAGAUGGCCAUGACAGAGGGGCCAAAGUUAUUGCUACAGGAUUUGCUGACCUUGGUUUUGAUGUGGACAUAGGCCCUCUCUUUCAGACUCCCCGUGAAGUGGCCCAGCAGGCCGUGGAUGCAGAUGUGCAUGCUGUGGGUGUGAGCACACUUGCUGCUGGUCACAAAACCCUUGUUCCUGAGCUUAUCAAAGAACUUACUGCCCUGGGACGGCCAGAUAUCCUUGUCAUGUGUGGGGGAGUGAUACCACCACAGGAUUAUGAAUUUCUAUAUGAAGUUGGUGUUUCCAAUGUAUUUGGUCCUGGAACUCGAAUUCCCAAGGCUGCCAUUCAAGUGCUCCAGGAUAUUGAGAAGUGUUUGGCAAAGAAGCAGCAGUCUAUGUAACAUCUGAAUUUUGUUUAGUCCUUUCUGAAAAUCUUCUUUUAGUUAUGACCAAAGAAGACAGUAAAGCUGUGUCUUCAGUUUAAUUCCAGCACUUGCUAAUCUGUUUUCCUUGAAAGCCGCACAUUAAAAUAUCUGGAGUGUAGUCAUGCUAAGAAGUAUAUAUAUACAGAUUGACUUUAAAAAUAAAAAUCUUUGAAAAUUA
This is a messenger RNA of Nannospalax galili (Upper Galilee mountains blind mole rat), 2718 nucleotides long. RefSeq names its product methylmalonyl-CoA mutase (gene Mmut). Gene Ontology annotation, cellular component: mitochondrion. The transcript has 13 exons. The record is from RefSeq and is a predicted model, not a curated record. Lineage: Eukaryota; Metazoa; Chordata; Mammalia; Rodentia; Spalacidae. Gene Ontology annotation, molecular function: metal ion binding; methylmalonyl-CoA mutase activity; cobalamin binding. The coding region runs from base 264 to 2516 and encodes 750 amino acids.